AUGGACAAGGAAACACAUUUAUUGUCACUCCCCUUUGAGCUAAGGGAGAUGAUAUGGACACUUUGCUCCUCAGAUCAGAACUCAAACGGAUUGCUGAGAUGUUGCCAUCAGACAAGGGAUGAGUUCUCCCCACAUUGCAGACUCACCGAGGAUGUUGAGAAAUUUCGAACACUCCGAAUCUGGGUCGAUUCGACAUAUGAAGAUGGGAUCUGGCUUAAGUUCGACUACACAUGGGGCAAGGAAGGGUACACUCAUCGCGCCAUCAGCCAAGUUCGGGACAUGGGUGACCCUAUUGUCCAGAUGUUCCUCAAGAUCCGACAGGUCGACAAGAUUGUGGUGAACCUGCACGCCCCGAGGAGGGGAUACUUCGUCGGAGCGCUCUUCAUGAUGCUCGCCAAGGCAAUCGAUGUCUAUUUCUUCAUGUCCCAUAUGCUACGGAACAUCGACCCAGAACAGUCAGAUAUGGGACAGGUCGAGAUCAACUUCUCAACAGAAGAAAGACAGCCCGGCCAAACGGAAAAUCAAGCAAAGAACUUCUGGGAAUGCCGCACGUCCAAGGUUCUCGCAGAGUCUAUAAGGAAGCACUGGCUCUGUUCUGGGCCCAUGCCCUGCUUCUACGAGUACUUCCUCAUCAGUCAUCCCUGUGUAUUUCCGCACCCACCCACCAUCAACUAUUUGACGUGGCCUAGAAGACAUGUCCACAGGAAGUACUCUGGUGAUACUAGGUCGGCGCGGUUUUCUCAUAUUACAUCCGUUCGUGGGCUCGGUAGACCCCGUGAACUAUCGCCAAAAGCUGGAUAUGAGUUCAUAAUGCGAAUCAAGGUACCUGGUCUCCCUGGUCGCUUUGUUCACCAAGAGAGAAUUGCCGAGUUCGCCGCUGUCGCCAUGACUGUACCCCGCUGCGAUUCUUAUCCUAUAGCGGAUCCAAACAGAGUACUUAGAGAACCAAGACUUUAUGAGUCAAGGCUUCAUUGGCCGCAUAUAUACUACGACAAACAGAAUCUUAUGUUUAGAUUCCAGUUCUGCCUGGACAAUCUCCCAGGUCCAAUCGGCGGACACAUGGACAUGCUGCGGCUGCAUCGGUUCAAGGCCAUGAAUAAGUGCACACACAACUUUUUCGCUCGACAGUCCAACGAUGCUGCGAACUGGGGAGGGCUUUACGGUGCAGCUACUGAAAUGUCCAGGCGACUAGCUACGCUAUUCGACCCUUUCGCCAGGAGCCAUGUGAUUAAGAUGCGCCAGAGCUGCCCUCAUCUAAGAGCAGUCAAGUGGGCUACUGCUACUUCUCCUCAGUCGCAGGAAGAUAACGCCUGGCUACAGCAUUAUCCUACGGGCAUUCGAUAUCACUGGGGUGGACGCAACCUCAUUGAGUGGCGGCUUCAUUGGCGAACGCAAGGAAUCAGCUGGCAAGAUAAGAAUCAGUAUAAAUUACAGAGUUGGGGGCUGAACUCUGUACGUCUGCAUCAAUGGUGGGAGUGUAUAGCUUCUUAUCAAGAUUCGGGGGUCAUCCUCAACCAGCUUGCACUUCCCCGUGAACGAGAGGCUCUACAGCGGCUUCUCCCACACGCUGCAGACAGUGAGCGACCGGUAGUGAUUCGACGGGAUCGGGACGAAUGUAUUUAUCGGAACGCCAGAAGAGUUUGUGGAUAUAUGGCUUCCGAUUUCUGUUUCAUGGCUUGGAGUUGUUGGCGCUGGGCUGAAUUGGCGGGAAAGGAGACCUUCUAUAGCACAUACCGAGACGGAUUGCCGGGUCAUCUACGUGGGACUCCUAAUAGGGUGUUUUAUGGCCCCAAUGGAGAGUUGGAUUAUCGUGAGUGGUUUCUCAACUUCAAGAGGGUACGAGACUGA
Messenger RNA from Fusarium coffeatum, 1848 nucleotides. RefSeq lists its product as uncharacterized. The record is from RefSeq and is a predicted model, not a curated record. The coding region runs from base 1 to 1848 and encodes 615 amino acids. The transcript has a single exon. Lineage: Eukaryota; Fungi; Ascomycota; Sordariomycetes; Hypocreales; Nectriaceae.